AUGGUCCGAAGCUACAACGUUCAUAAACACAAUGUUAUAUUGCUCAAGCAGAUAUUUCAAGAGAAUCCUAACAUUGACAAAGCGUUCAAAUUUAAGAAUCCAUAUUUUCAGAGUGUCUUCAUGAACACAAUUGCCGAAUCCUAUCAUAGUAUAAAAAGUAAUCCAAGGAUUUUUGGGGCAAGAGACAUCAAAAAUAUGGAUGAAAUGGUGAAAGACAUGGAGUUUACUGGUUUGGAACUUACAUGGCUAAAGAAUAUGUUGACAGCGACCACUCAAAUGUUGAGGAAGAGAUUGCAGGAAGAGCAAAUGAGAGUGCAGGAAGAGCAAAUGAGAGUGCAGGAAGAGCUUCGCCAUCUAGAUCUAGUUGAGUUGGAUUACGACUGA
Molecule: messenger RNA, 384 nt
Organism: Hibiscus syriacus
Lineage: Eukaryota; Viridiplantae; Streptophyta; Magnoliopsida; Malvales; Malvaceae
Product: MATH domain and coiled-coil domain-containing protein At3g58210-like
Exons: 1
Coding region: 1-384 (127 amino acids)
Source: RefSeq, a predicted model, not a curated record